UUUUAAUAAUACAUGUAAUAGACGUCAUGAAUUACGAAAACAGGGAAGACUAAACAUUAAUUGCAAUUUUUUUUAUUUACUAUUAUUACUAUUAAAAUUCGGCUUUAAAUUAUAAGAAUAAAUUACAUAAAAGAUCAUGCCAGUUAAUAUGCAAGAUGUUGUUGAGGUUGUGUGUGUUUUAGCAGAUGAAGAAAAUAUUAGAAUUGCUGUAAAGGAAUCUGUAAAAGGGGGUAUUAUAACUGGUGUUGCAGUAGUAGUUGGUGGUGUAGCUCUUGGACCAAUUGGACUUGCAAUUGGUGGCACAUUAGGAGGUAUUUAUUCAGCCAUUGUUGCUUCUGGAAAAUUUAAAUCUGCUGCAGAAAUUAUAAGGUGCAUGAGAGAUGAAGAUAAAGAAAGAUUAGUGAAUGCUGUUUUACAAGUUGCAAACAAUUUUGAUAUAAAUGAUGUAACUCGAUUAGCGGCUCUGAUAGCAGGUGAUACUAUUUUAAGAGAACAAAUUUUAAACACGGUAAUUACUUAUCUCCGGAGUGAAAUGAAAAUGCAAAUAAUUGACUGAAGAAUCUUUCUGUAUCUUUUUCUAUCUUGUGUUACUUUUUGUAUAUGCUUAUUUGUGUUCAUUUGAAUGAUCAUAAUUAUUUUAUAUACAAUAAUAUAAAUAUGACAUUUUUUUUCUUUUUAAAUAGAAUAAAUAGCAGGUAAUGAUAGAUAAUUAGUCCAAUAUCUUGCAUUGAAUGUUAAGUUUACAUUAGCAAUAAUAGAAACAUGAGAAUGCUAGGUAUAAUUUAACGUACUUGUGCCAUAUCAAAAUCUUACCUGUGAUUGCAUAUAUCAUAUAAUCAUUGAUAUAUUAAUGUCUCCAGGUAACUUGACAUAUUAAAUACUGCGGGUAAUCAAUUAGAAAGAAUAUCAAAUUAACUAAUAAAUAUAUUGCAACAGAUUUGGAUAAACAUUAUUCUAUCAGAAGAAAAUUUUUAGAAUGAUAAAAAAUAUAUUAAGUCAAAUGUAAUGAAAUUUUGUACAAUCAAAAUUUAAUUUUAGAAAUGUGGUUAUUAAAAUCCAAACAAUUCAAUUACCAUAUUUUGAUGCAUAUAACCCACAAUGGCAUAUAUUCUUCAGACAAUUGCUAGAACAAAAAUGAAACAUCCACAUAACUUGCCACACCUAUGAAAGCAGCCAUUGCUCCAUAGGUAUGAAUUUAUGAUUGCAAAUUCUAUGUAUAGUCUGCCCCUCCUAUAAUUGUUUUUGACGCCAAGUUAUAUGCACAAAAUACACUAUUGCAUUAUUACAAUUGUUCAACAUUAUGUAAUUUAAAAUUUUAUGAUAUUAUUUGCCAGAUGAACUUCUAAUUCAAUAAUAAUGAAAAUUCAGACUUAUUUUUAAAUAAAUUGAUUUGAAAGAUAGGCUGACUUUACUUGAUUGAUGAUAAUUUAAUUACAAGAAAAUUUUAAUGUUUUGGUGUAUAAUAUAGAAACUUUGUAAUAUUUACAAUAGUAAUAUUGAAGCACAAAAUCCUUAACUUUUUAUUUGGUUGAUUAGAUGAUGGAGUAUCAGCACAAUUUUCCAAAAAUCAGCAGUAUGAAUCUGUCAACUCAUUGUUACUUUAUUGUUUUUUUAGCAAUUUCAUAAUGAAACUUGAAGUUUUAUGCUUUAAAAAGAUGAUUUUUUACAAAAAUAUAUUACUUCUAAAGCCACUGGUGAUAAAUAAAUUGUAAUAUGAACGGUGAUAAAUGUCAUAUUGUCAGUUAUUUAUGACAAUGAACCAAAAUCAAGGCUGUAAAAUAUGUAUUGUAAUCUUUAAAUAUUUAUUUUGGUAAAACAAGCAUUUAUGGUUUAAUUUCUUGUCCUGAAAACUUUCCUUAAAAAUAAAUACUUUAAUUAAAGAGGAGAAAAACAGGUAUUUAUAUAAAAAUUGUUGUUCUAAAAUAAAAUAUACUUCCCAUAGCCUUGAUUCUGUUUACUGUGUAAAAUAACAACACUCCAAAUAAUUGUCAUUGUCUAUAAUACAAUUCACAAUGUUCCUGGAUAUGCUCACUAUCCAACUGUUCCCAUUGUGGGCCUGGCCUAAUUCAUAGUAUGUAUUAAAAAAAAAGUCUUCUCAGUGCCCACAGGGUGAAAACAGUAUAAAAAAAGUGCAAUUCAUGAAAAUCUUUGUGCAAUAUUUUAGAGAUAGAGACUAAAAAUUAUUUAAUAAAAAAUCCAAUUUGUACGGCUGUGUGGUUUAUUUUUAUAUUUUUUAAUGAACUAUUAGAUUUCAUAAUUUCAAGAAUAUACAAUUAAAAUUAAAUAUUUUACUCCUUAAAUAUUUAUGUCCAUUUUUUGUAACAGAAGGAAUGUUCAAACCAUCAUAUAAUGUGUGUAUUGAUUAUGAUAAAUAAAAUGUUUUAAAUAUAA
This is a messenger RNA of Centruroides sculpturatus (bark scorpion), 2391 nucleotides long. Its product is annotated as protein C19orf12 homolog. The record is from RefSeq and is a predicted model, not a curated record. Bases 137 to 556 code for a protein of 139 amino acids. Lineage: Eukaryota; Metazoa; Arthropoda; Arachnida; Scorpiones; Buthidae. The transcript has 3 exons.